AUGCAGUCACCGCCGCAGCGCGUCCGCGGCGAGGCCGACGGCAGCGGCUCCACGUCCACGCCCACCCGCGACCACUCGACGCUGCUGCGGGAGCAAGAGGCCGAGCGCGAGCGGCUCCGAAUGGACAAUUUCAACCAGGCGCUGCGGAUCAAUUUCCUGGAGGAGCGGCUCUUGCGCACGAAGCAGGGCACGGACUUUGCCAGUGAAGACCUCGAGAGCGAGUUGGCGCAGCUGCGGAUGGCGCUCGAGGAGCGCGAGCACGAGUUGCGUCAGCGCAACUGUAGUAUGAUCCGAGCGACGGAAGCGAUUGAUUUGCUGAAUGCACAGCUCCAAGAUGCGGUCCAAGCAGCAGCUCGAGCCCGGGAAGAAGCACAAGGAGAAGCUGAAGCCGAGCUGCAGUCGUACCUUGAAGAGAGGGGCGGGAUUGAUGCCGAAACGGCUGAGAAAUGGCAGGAAGAAAUGAAGAGGCGAGACCAGCAGAGUCAAGAGAAGAUCCAGGAGCUGGAACACGAGCUCCAGCAGAAGAUCGAGGCGGUGCAGGAGCUGACGGAUCAGGUGCAAGAGCUCGAGCAAGUGAGGAGGCGCGAGCAGCGAGAAGAUGAGCUGCGGAGGCACAAGGAACAGCAGAACUGGCAGCAGCGUGAAGUGGCUGGUGUCAAAGCUGUGGCUGAGGCUGAGCAUUGGAAAAGCGUGAGUCAGCAGCAGAGAGAGCAAGUGACGGCGCUGCAGCUGCAGGUGGAGACAGUGAGACAGGAGAACCAGACGUUGGAUGCUCGGUAUCAGGAGAAAUUACACCGCAUGGAGGAACAGGUGCAGCAUCAGAUGCAGCAGCUGCAGUGCGAGAGCGAAAACUACCGCGCCGAGCACACGAGACUGUUGACAGAUUGCGAGAAGACGCACUUUGACAAGGAACGACUGGUGAUGGAGAACAAGAGCAUUGAACAGGAGCGGUUGAGACUGCAGGCUCAAGUCGAACGGAUGGCAAGAGAGCGGCAACAGCUGGCUGGAGAGACAGAACGGCUGCGGCUGCAACAUGUCAGGUUAACGGCGGCUUUGGAAGAGCAGACCAAGUCAAUGGAGAGCUUCAAAGCUGAACGAAAAGCCGCUUUGGACACUAUUCAUCAGCUGGAAAGUAAGUUACACGAACGUCGCAAGCUUGCAAAGGAACAUGAACUGACGGUGAAAACACUGGAAAGCCGAUUGCAACGUGCUGAGGCCGAAGAAGCACGGCUGGCGAAGGAAAGUGAGAGUAUGACACAGGAGCUUGCCCGGCUACAGACCGACGGGGAGCAGGUCGCAAGAGAGAGGCAGGAACUGGCUAACGAGAACGUCAAAUUGGUAUCAGCUUGCGAAGAGCUGGCAAAGGCAGCUGAUGAGCUGAAGGUAAAUAGGGAAGCUGCUGUGAGCACCAUUCAUGAGCUUGAAUCAGAGCGGGAUCAGCUAAUGAGGGAUCACGAAGUAAAAGUGAAGGCAUUGGAAAGCCGGUUGGAGCAUGCUGAGUCCGAAGCACGUAGGGUGAAAGAGCAAUAUAAUGUAGCGGAGUCCCGCUGCCAACAAACGUCGAACGAGCGGCUACUGGCGUUGGAAAAGGAUCGCCAGAGUAUGGACGAGGACAACCGGCGACUGCGUGCAAGGUUGUCUGGCUUCCAGACAGACCUCAAGGCUAUGGAGUGUAAACUUCAACACAGCGAGAAACGAGUUUCGAACGAAGCUGCCAGUGCACAGGCGCAGCGCCGACAUCUUUCGGAGUGUCAGCUGGCCUUGGAUAGACAAGUCGCUAAAUCGCAGGAGUACAAGAAACGGCUUGCUCGUUGUGAAGACGAGUUACUUCGACGGGCAACGCUCGUGCGAGAUCUCGAACGUCAGCUGGCAGAAGCGGCUUCGGCCGAUACGUCGACGAGUACGGCAACCCAAGAGCUGCAGCAAGAAUGGAAAAAUCAGUUUGCCACGGAGAAAAGCAUGCUGGUGCGACAAUUGAAUAACGAGCGCCGACGGGCUGAUGAGGCAGAGGAAGCGGCGGCUGCGGCGAAGAAUGAGAAUAUGCUGGCACGACAAGAUCUUGAGGAAAUGGAAAUGGAGCUGAACUCGCUUCUGCUAGGUUGCAGCCCGGUCUCCCAAAACGACCAGCACCAUACGAUGGGAAGUUUGGUUCGCGAAGCAAUCGCUGCUUUGAAAAACGAGUUUAAGGCUGAGGCGAUAGCAUUGGAGACGCGCUGGAAACGGCAAGUAUCAUCGAUGAACUCCAAACUUGAACAGUUGACUACUCAGCUGCGCGCAAGCCAAAGUAAGCUCCAAGAUUUGGAACGUUUGUCAUUGCAUGCAAAUGACGCAAAGCAGUCCGUCGAUAAGACGUGGUCGACGCGAUAUGAAGAGCUGCGUCUGGAAACUGAUGAGGAAAGGCGGUCUUUUGAAGAAGACAUUCACUAUCUGCAGACUGAGGCGGCAAAAGCAGAAGAUGCACUCGAAGCCCUUCGAGCAAGAAGCGAUGUCCAAGCCAUGCGGCAAAGCACUGGUGAAGAACCACAGCAUGACUAUCAUGCCAUGGAGGAAAGUAAUCGGCUACUGUUUGAAGAGGUUCAGGAGCGCCGGAGAGCUGCUAGGCAUUUUCGGAAGCAGCAUACGCAAUUGGUUCGGGAGAAGAAAGACCUACUGGAGGCGAUUGCGAUGUACAAAGAUACCAUUGCUCGUCGCGAUCACGACAUCGAAAAGUACGAGUCUGCUGUGACGAAGCUCACGCAACAGCUACAGCGACGCACUGAAUUGGGCGAGGUGAAGCAGACGCUGCUGGGGCAGUUGGAACAGACUCAGUAUAUGAUCACGGAGACACGUAAGCGGUGGGAGGACAGUCCGAUCGCUCGUGCUCCGGUGGUUAAUGUUUAUGGUAGGAAGGAGAGAUACGGCGCGGCUAUCUCGCGACUGGAUGAAUACAUCGGUCGCAUGCAUUUAGUGUCCGAGCGGUGUGGCAACUUUGUGGAGCAAGCUCAAGAACUCCAUCGACGAUAUGGCGAUGCCUGGAAGUCAGCGUCCCGAGGAGUUGACCGUGUGAAGAACCAACCCCGAUGGGUCGAAGGUGUCGAGCGAGAAUGUUCGCGACUUCUGACUGAGGCCGGACAUGUCUCCGAAACGAUGCGUGAUGUUGCCAACAACAUUGUCGCCUUACUUCGAAAAGAGCGUAACGAACUGAAGCAUAUUGACGCAGAAAGCGCCGUUCGUGUGGACAACAAGGCAUCAGUGAAGCAGCGAGAGGACAUGUCGUCAGUCUGCAGUGACUUUUUUGACGAAGAUUGCGGGUCACUGCACUCGCGGAGUGCCAGUCAGCCGCGCUUCGGGAGCCCAGUCAAGCCGGACCGAUGUGAUGCACCGCGCCGCUACUCAAAGGCAUCAACCUUGUCUCGCCGCGUGGCGAAUAACAAUGUGCCGUACAAGGGCUCCUUGUCCUCUGCAGGCCGCAAGGUACAAGACCUGAAGACAGCGAUUCGACAAGGCUCAUGA
Peronospora matthiolae is the source of this 3492-nucleotide messenger RNA. The record is from the annotation of a GenBank genome assembly. NCBI's taxonomy places the organism in Eukaryota, Oomycota, Peronosporomycetes, Peronosporales, Peronosporaceae.